Molecule: messenger RNA, 3612 nt
Organism: Coprinopsis cinerea okayama7#130
Lineage: Eukaryota; Fungi; Basidiomycota; Agaricomycetes; Agaricales; Psathyrellaceae
Product: DNA-directed RNA polymerase I polypeptide 2
Exons: 12
Coding region: 1-3612 (1203 amino acids)
Biological process (GO): DNA-templated transcription
Cellular component (GO): RNA polymerase I complex; nucleus
Molecular function (GO): DNA-directed RNA polymerase activity; ribonucleoside binding; DNA binding
Source: RefSeq, a predicted model, not a curated record
AUGCCCGACGACUCUGCUGCAUCGCGCAGGAAACCGACUUUCGACACACUUUCUCGCGAAAAUGCCUUCAAGAAUCCACCAAAGAACGGCUCAACCUACAAAAUCCUGAACGAGUUCGUCGCCCCGCACAUCGAGUCUUUCAAUGCACUCUUCGACGACUCUGGGCUGCCUUCGGGCGACGGUGACGGCAGAGGUCUGUUGUCGUUGGCCCUGAAGGAUAUUGGAGAGCGUGUCGCAUUCGAUGGGCGAGGAGCAGACCCGGAGAGCUGGGGAAACAGGAUGCGGAUAUGGAUCGAACAGGUUACUAUCGCCAGGCCUAUGGUCUCGGACAGGGACAGGACUGCGCGGGAGAGGAGAGUAUUCCCUAGCGAAGCUCGCGAACGCCUAACAUCUUAUCGUGGACGGAUGACCGUAAAACUCUGCUGGACAGAUCCUUCAGGUCAAAAACAUGAAAUGCCAAAGGACUGUGGUCUAAUACCAAUCAUGGUUCGGUCAGUCCGAUGUAAUUUGCGAACACUAUCAUCUGCAGAACUCGUGCAGCGUCAUGAAGAACCUGAAGAGUUCGGUGGAUACUUUGUGAUCAACGGUAACGAACGUCUGAUUCGAUACCUCAUUCUUCCUCGCCGAAACCAUGUCAUUUCCCUCAUCCGACCAUCCUUCUCAAACCGAGGCCCUUCGUACACCCAAUACGCCGUCCAAAUUCGAUGCGUGCGACCCGACCAAACUAGCGUUACAAAUACGCUCCAUUACCUUGCGAACGGCAGCGCAAUGUUCCGAUUCACCUGGAGAAAGCAGGAAUACGUUAUCCCUAUCAUGCUCAUCCUCAAGGCCUUGGUUAACGCCUCCGACAAAGAAAUUUUCGAGGGCGUCGUAAUGCAGGACUAUGACAAUACCUUCCUCACCGACAGAGUGGAGUUGCUUCUGCGAAGUUUCAAGAUGUACACUAUGCACACCGGCGAGCAAUGUUUGGAGUACUUGGGAGACAAGUUCCGCGUUGUUCUCAACCUUCCCGAGGACUGGACGAAUGCUGCAAUUGGAGCUUGGUUGAUCCAGAAACUUGUCCUUGUGCACCUCGAGACACCUCGAGACAAAUUCCGAAUGCUGCUGUAUAUGCUUCGCAAGAUGUAUUCAUUGAUUUCUGGCGAGUGUUGCGCGGAUAACCCCGAUUCCCCUCAACACCAAGAAGUACUCCUUCCCGGUUCGCUGUAUGGCAUGAUCAUCAAGGAGCGAAUGGAGGAAAUAUUGAACGCUAUCCGGGCCACCAUUGCUAUGGACGUUAGAACCGGCGCUAACGUCGAUUUCCACGACAAGAAAUAUUUCGCCAAGGUUUUGACCAAGGUGAACUUCGACAUUGGCUCCAAAAUGUCCAACUUUUUGGCCACAGGAAACUUGGUCUCUCCAACAGGACUUGACCUUCAGCAAGCGUCUGGUUUCACGAUUGUAGCCGAGAAGCUCAAUUGGCAACGGUACAUUAGCCAUUUCCGGUGUAUCCACCGUGGUGCCUUUUUCGCAGAAUUGAAAACCACCACCGUCCGUAAGCUGUUACCAGAAGCUUGGGGAUUCCUCUGCCCAGUACAUACGCCUGACGGCUCUCCUUGUGGAUUGCUUAACCAUUUGUCAAGAACAUGUCGCAUCAUCACCUCUCCCCUAACAGUCGCACAUAUCCCCAACCUUUUGGCCGCUCAUGGGAUGACGCAGUCCUUUGCUACUUCAAUAGACGGCAGGAAGAACCUCUGCGUGCAACUCGAUGGUCGCGUCAUUGGUUGGGCCAGACCAGUCGUUGCUGCCCAGCUCGCAACCAACCUCAGGAUAUGGAAGACGGAAGGGAAGUACGAGGUUCCUUUGGAUCUUGAGAUUGGUUUUGUACCAGAAUCCCAUGGCGGCCAAUAUCCCGGCUUGUUCUUGUUCUCGACGAAGGCUCGGUUCAUGCGACCGGUCAAAUACCUUGCGAAUGGGAAGGAUGACCAGAUCGGCUCCUUCGAGCAGGUGUAUAUGAACAUCGCCUGUACUCCUGAGGAAAUCGAAGAAGGCGUAUCAACACACGUCGAACACGACCCCACCAACUUCCUCUCCAUUCUCGCCAACAUGACACCUUUCUCCGAUUUCAACCAGUCUCCUCGUAACAUUUACCAGUGCCAGAUGGGUAAGCAGACGAUGGGAACACCAGCAACGGCCAUUCAACAUCGAACGGACAACAAGCUCUAUCGUCUCCAAACGGGUCAGUCGCCAAUCGUCCGACCAUCCCUCCACAACACAUACGGCAUGGACGCCUUCCCCAACGGUACCAACGCUGUCGUCGCUGUCAUCUCCUACACUGGCUACGACAUGGAAGACGCCAUGAUCCUCAAUAAAUCCGCUCACGAGCGAGGUUUCACCUACGGCACCAUCUACAAAUCCCAAAUCAUCGAUUUGAAAGAGGUCCGGGGUGCCUCCAAGUCUUCUUCUACACCAACGCUUCAUUUCGGCAUUGCUGGUGAUAUCAGACUUACGGGUGACAACGCUCAUCCGUGUGCCGAGUUUGUCGAUAAAGAUGGGCUGCCCUUCCCUGGUGUGAGGGUGAAGCCCGGAGAUCCACUUGCAGCUUACAUCGACGAUACCACUGGUCGCACCAGAUUCGUCAAGUACAAGGGUGAUGAAACUGCCUAUGUCGACCAAGUUCGGUUACUGGGAAGUGAUGCAGGCGAUUCAGAGCUCCAGAAAGUUCAUGUCACCCUUCGCAUCCCUCGUGCUCCCGUCAUCGGAGACAAGUUCUCUUCUCGACAUGGACAAAAGGGUGUUUGUUCGCAAAAGUGGCCUGCAAUUGAUAUGCCGUUCAGUGAGAGUGGAAUUCAGCCUGAUGUUAUUAUCAACCCGCACGCUUUCCCUAGUCGAAUGACGAUUGGUAUGUUGGUGGAGAGUAUGGCUGGAAAGGCUGGCGCAAUGCAUGGUCUUGCUCAAGAUGCUACACCUUUCAAGUUCACCGAGGAAGACACUGCCAUUGACUACUUUGGAAAGCAACUCCUGGCAGCGGGCUACAACUACUAUGGCAAUGAGCCGAUGUACUCAGGCAUAACAGGCCAGGAAUUCGCAGCCGACAUCUACUUUGGCGUCGUCUACUACCAGCGUCUUCGACACAUGGUGUUAGAUAAGUUCCAGGGUCGAAAACGUGCUGGUGGUAUUCGAUUCGGAGAGAUGGAGCGAGACGCGCUUAUCGCCCACGGAACGUCAUUCCUCUUGCAAGACAGACUGAUGAACUGCUCCGACUAUUCGACAGCAUGGGUGUGUCGAACCUGCGGCAGCUUGAUUUCAUUGGGAUACGAAGAUGUGUCUCUUGGAGAGAUGGUUUCUGGACCAGGACAACGGCUUAAGCCCACAGGUCCAGGCGGAGAGUAUUGUCGAAUCUGCCGUGCUGCAGCCGAGGAAGAGGAAGAACGCGAACGACGCGCGAUCCAGACUGGCCAGCACCUGCAACGACCUCAGGCCGAUGUCACGGUCGCCAUCUCAUCAGAACACGUACUCAACAGUGCUUCUAAAGGUGGCGAUCUUGAUGUUGUCGCCGUCCCUUAUGUAUUCCGCUACCUUUGCGCAGAGUUGGCUUCCAUGGGAAUUGCGGUUUCACUGGAGGUCAAGUAA